Dufourea novaeangliae is the source of this 2523-nucleotide messenger RNA. Its product is annotated as small G protein signaling modulator 3 homolog. Gene Ontology annotation, molecular function: protein binding. Bases 12 to 2390 code for a protein of 792 amino acids. The transcript is spliced from 14 exons. The record is from RefSeq and is a predicted model, not a curated record. Lineage: Eukaryota; Metazoa; Arthropoda; Insecta; Hymenoptera; Halictidae.
UACUCGAUAAAAUGGAUAUUGCUAAAUCAUUAUUUAACGUCCGUGAUCAUGAGGGUUAUAUUGGUAAAGAGGAUCAUACUAAAAAAUUGGAGUCUGCUAUGUCCGAAUUUGAAGUGGAAGUUUCAGGCUUCUGUGGAGAAAUUUUAUCUCCUGCUCCUGGAGGUCCAUUUUCUGCUUUGACGCCGUCCAUGUGGCCCCAAGAUAUUUUAGCUAAAUUAAAUCAACCAGAUGAUCCUAAUUCGCAACCUGAAUAUAGAUUUGAUGAAUUUGGAUUUCGUGUCGAAGAGGAAGAUGGACCAGAACAGAGUUCAAAAAAAUUACUAGGUAUUCCAUUUGUUGAGAAUCCACAGCAUAGAUUAAAGUGGGUUGCUUUAUUGGAAUUCAGUCAUAAUAAUGAAGUGACAGAAUUUUCAUGGCAGAAUUUAGAUAGAAGAUUACCUCGUACAGAUAAAUUACGUGCUAUGGUCCAUCAUGGUGUACCUCAUUCACUCAGACCUCAAAUUUGGAUGAGAAUGUCAGGUGCAUUACAAAAAAAAUGUUCUUCUGAAAUAAUGUACAAAGAUAUAGUGAAAGCAUCAAGUAACGAUGCAUUAAUGACUAAUAAGCAGAUAGAAAAGGAUCUGCUUCGUAUUAUGCCUGCCAAUGCAUGUUUUAGUCAUCUUAGUAGCACUGGCAUACCACGAUUAAGACGUGUUAUGCGUGCACUUGCUUGGUUGUAUCCUGACAUUGGGUACUGCCAGGGUACAGGAACAAUAGCAGCUUCUCUCUUACUACUUCUAGAAGAAGAAGAUGCUUUUUGGAUGAUGGCUACCAUAGUAGAAGAUUUACUACCAGCAUCCUACUAUUCCUCAACGCUGUUGGGUAUUCAAGCUGACCAAAGAGUACUUCGCACAUUAGUAUCUAAUUAUCUUCCCGACAUAGACCAUGUCUUGGUUCAACAUGACAUAGAAUUAAGUUUAAUAUCUUUGCACUGGUUUCUGACUUUAUUUGCCUCUGUCGUACAUAUGAAAAUAUUACUACGCAUAUGGGAUAUGUUUCUUUUUGAUGGAUCAAUAGUUUUAUUUCAAGUUACACUUGGAAUGUUAAAAAUAAAAGAAUCUGAACUAAGACAACUGGAGAAUUCUGCUCAAAUAUUUAAUGCUCUCUCAGACAUACCAGGAGAUAUUGAUGAUGUAGAACAGUUAUUUAUUAUAUCUUUAGAAGUAAGUGGAUCAUUGACAGAUGUUUUGGUUGAAACUCAUAGACGCAGACAUUUAGCAUAUUUAAUGGCUGAUCAGGGAGGAUUAGUGGGUAAUCCGGAUGCAGUACCAAAUUUACCAAAGCAACAUCUUAAUAGGCGUCAAAUGAAGAGAAAUAAAUCGAUGCUACAAACAUUCUUAUUUGGAAAUUACGACACUGAAGAUGAUGCAAAAUCGAAAAACAUCCGUCAAACAGAAAUAUUGGUGGAUUUAAGAGAAGCUGUUUUACAAGUUGCUAGACAUUUUAUAAAUGUUGAUCCAAAAUUGAGUAACAUUGUACUCAUUGCAGACUACAGUAUGGAGAGUCAUGCAAAGGAUCAUGAUAAUUACGUUAAUGUAUCACGUACUAGAAAGAGAAGAGCGAAAGCCUUAUUAGAUUUUGAAAGACAUGAUGAUGACGAGUUGGGUUUCCGAAAAAAUGAUAUAAUCACAAUUUUAAGUCAAAAAGAUGAACAUUGUUGGGUAGGAGAAUUAAAUGGACUGCGGGGUUGGUUCCCUGCAAAAUUUGUAGAAUUAUUAGAUGAGAGAAGUAAACAAUACACAUGUGCUGGAGAUGAUGCAGUUAGCGAGGCUGUUACUGAUUUAGUUAGGGGUACUUUAUGCCCCGCUAUAAAAGCGGUAUUGGAGCAUGGAAUGCGCAGACCUUCAUUUCUAGGUGGACCAUGUCAUCCAUGGCUUUUCAUAGAAGAAGCGUCAAAUAGAGAAGUAGAAAAAGAUUUCAAUUCCGUUUAUAGCAGAUUAGUACUUUGUAAAACGUACAGGUUGGAUGAAGAUGGUAAAGUUCUCACGCCAGAAGAAUUGUUGUAUCGAUAUGUACAAUCAGUAAAUUUAACACAUGACAAUGCGCAUGCACAAAUGGAUGUAAAAUUACGAUCGCUUAUCUGUCUAGGAUUGAAUGAGCAAGUGUUACAUUUAUGGCUUGAAGUUUUAUGUUCCUGUGUAGAAAUUGUACAAAAAUGGUAUCAGCCGUGGAGUUUUAUAAAUAGUCCUGGAUGGGUACAAAUUAAAUGUGAAUUGAGAAUAUUAAGUCAGUUUGCGUUUAAUUUAAAUCCUGAUUGGGAAUUACCACCCAAGAAAGAACAAUCGCAGCCACUAAAAGAUGGUGUCCGCGAUAUGUUAGUUAAACAUCAUUUAUUUAGUUGGGAUCUUUAGCCCAUGACAUGAAAAGUAUUCAUUGUUGUUGAUGAGAUACUUGUGUAGUACAAAGAAAUUUGCUUUUACAUACAUUAAAAAUAACUGAAUGCAUAUGGUGUGCGUGUGUAAGUGUAUGUACAUUGUCAUAAAA